GCGACAGGCGCGCUCAUCUCAGAGGGACUGAACGCCUCGAAGAGCGGAGACGGGGGACAAGAUCACCCGGUUUGCGUCCAUCGGGAGCCACAGACCGCGGGCAACGAUGCUCAGAACGAGUCUCUCCGCGGGCAGCAGGACUUAAAAAGCUGCGGUCCAUCCAUCUGGACACUUUUCACGCAUAUUCUCGCCCCUUUCCCCUUUUAUUUCCCUCCCCCCGUUGAUAAGGAAGAUUAGAAUCCAAGCAGUCGUCUUCCAGCGUGCAUUUCUCUUUGGGCAUUUAACUCCAGUUUAUCAGCCAGCCGAGGCACGAUGUGGAAGACCGGGAUCCUCCUGCUGCUCUGGGUGCUUUUGGCGUCCGGCGAACUCCAGCAAGAGACGGAAUCGCGGAGACUCCCACCGCCGGGAAAGUUGGAUUUCGGUUAUGUGCCUGCGGGAGUUUACGAGACACUGGCCCACUACGAACCGGGACCGAUUGGGAUUCUGUUCCACAUGGUGCACACUUAUCUGUACAUGGUGCAACCCAACGCUUUCCCGCAAGAUCUUCUUGUCAAAGUGGCGAAGGACAGGUUUGGAGCCAUUCAGACGGAAUAUCAAAAGGCCAUCUACUACGAGAUAGGCUUCCUUAUAUGUGCAGCGGUGGGCCUGCUGUUCGCCAUCCUGAUGCCCAUAGUCGGCCUCUUCUUCUGCAUGUGCCGCUGCUGUGACAACUGCGGCGGGGAGAUGCACCAGCGGCAGAGAAAGAACGCAGACUGUCGGCGUGGCCUGCUGGGAACGCUGCUUUUCUCCACCUCACUGGUCAUCACGAUUGGAGUGCUGUGUGCGUACGCUGCCAACCAGAACCUGAGCUCUCAAGUGAAGAACAUACGGAGGCUGGUCAACAGCAACAUGAGGGACCUGCACACCUUCGCUAAUGACACACCGAUGCAAAUUGAUUACCUAAUAUCCCAAUACGCCACAGCCAAGAACAAAGUCAUCUAUGACCUAGAUAAUAUAGGUCCAUUAUUGGGUGGAAGGAUACACGAUCAGUUGGAUAAGGAGGUCCACCCUGCCUUGGACAGAGUACUCAAUAUGGCUGGAGCCAUGCGAGAAACCAAGGAAGCCCUGGAGAAUGUUAGUGUGUCUCUCGAAGUCCUUCAGGAAGGAACAGGAAAACUCAAUUUUAACCUGAGCCUGGUGCGGGUCAGUAUUAACCGCACCCUAAAUGACCCUGGCUGUCAUGACGAGGAGUCAGAUGCCACCACUGCCCAGCUGUGCCGCAAUAUCCGCCAGUCACUGUCCCAGCUGCAGAUCAGCGCCAAUUUCACACGGCUACCCAACGUGAACUCUCAGCUGGACAGGAUGAACAGCAUAUUGAAAACAGACCUCAGCGCUAUCGUCCAGAGGGGUUACUCCUCUUUGAACGACACGCCACAUAUGGUGACUGAACAGACCAGAGGUGUUGUGGAGAGUGUACAGAGUUUGGUGGACGACAUUGGCAAUAACAUCAGCAGCAUUUCUAAGGUGUUCCCGGUGCAGAGCUCCCUGUCCAACUUCACCAUCUUCAUUAGUCAUGCCCAUGCCAAGAUUGAGGACCACUACCCUGAAAUUGACCAAAUGGACUUUUACAGGUGGAUUGGCUGUAUUGCCUUGUGCUGCAUGGUGGUCCUGGUCCUGGCCUUCAACUACCUGGGCUUGCUGUGUGGCACCCUGGGAUAUGACAAGCACGCCUCACCUACAACACGAGGCUGCAUCUCUAAUACGGGAGGAACGAUGCUCAUGGCCGGCGUUGGAUUUAGCUUCAUCUUCUCCUGGGUGCUGAUGGGAGUGGUGACAAUCAUCUUCUUGGCAGGAGGAAACAUAGAGAAACUUGUUUGUGAACCUUUCCACACUAAAGAACUCUUUAAGGUUGUGGACACCCCGUAUCUGGUCAACCCAGAGUGGAAGAACUUCAUCCCUGGCUACAUGUACAACGACUCAGACCUUGAGCUGACUUCAGAGAGCUUGUACAGUACUUGCAAAGAAAACAAAGGCAUCUACUCAGCCAUGCGUCUGGACAAAGUCUUCAACAUCUCCUCUUUCCUGAACACUACAGUGUUUACUAAGGAUAUGGUGGGUCAGCUGGACAGUGUUAAGAUCGACCUAAGGGGAAUAAUCUUGUUAGAGGCGGAGGGCAAGCAGAACCUCCUGGAUUUCUCUGAAGCAGGACUGUCAGAAAUCAACUACGCUGACUACCUGGAAGAGGUCAACAAAGGAGUCACUGUGGUGGACCUGCUUUCAUUUGCCAGAGAGCUAGAGGCCCAGACAGACCUCAUGCCCAGAGGCCCUCUGCAGACUGCUCUGAAAGGCUAUGUCGGCACUCUGCGGCAAAUCCACAGUCAACAAAUCAUCCCCAUGGAGCAGGCUAUGAGUGCAUUGAACCAGAGUAUGAGGUUCCUGGAGAGAACAGCCUCAGACCUGCCAAACAAAGUCUUAGCAGUUCUGGAUGCCAUUGAAGUUGCACAGUAUCUCAUCUCCCAGAAUGCUACACAUUUAAUCAAGCAGGAAACAGAAAAAUACACAGCGACCCUUGUUGGCUACUUCCAUCAAUACAUAGAAUGGGUCAAAACAUCUCUGGCCAUGGAGGUCGCGCCGUGCAAGCCCUUCAGCAACAUGGUGGACACGGUGGAAAUCAUAGCUUGCAGUUUCCUGAUUGACUCUAUGAACACUUUCUGGAUGGGCCUGGGCUGCAGCACUCUCUUCCUGCUCCCGAGUGUCAUCCUAGCAGUGAAAUUAGCCAAGUACUACCGCAGGAUGGACACAGAGGAUGUUUACGACGACAUUGAGACAAUUCCCAUGAAAACUAUGGAAAUUGGUAAUAAUGGUUAUCAUAGUGAGCACUCACAAGGUAUCCCAAAUCCUAUGAUGAUGAGCAUCCCUACCUAUGAUACUAUGAACAGGUUCCCGCGGGCCUCGGCUCCUCCGAGGCACAUCGACUGGUGACAGAGAGCCGGCUCUUGUUCUGGCUCCUGAAAGUGCCCUCGAAAACUGGAACUAAAAUGCUACAUACCGUUUGUUUCACAAAUCUUCGGACCAGACGAAGCUCAAUAAAAGCUGGUUUCCUUACGACAGAAGAACAUUCAAAACCUUUUGGGUGUUUUCAACAACAAUUUACCUGCUUCUCAACGUUUCCUCCCCCUACAAGAAACUCUGCCUGCAGGACAUCAAACUUCUUCUCCCUCAGCAUCAAUCUGAGCCAGGCUUGUUCUGCAUUUUUCAAAGGACUCCUGUGUCUGCGUUUACAUUUGUUCAGACACAAAACCAUGCUGAAAAGUCUUUCAGCAAGAGGACAUGACAAUAACUGUGAUGCCUGUUUAUUAUUAUGUACUAGUUUGUGCUUUUGAAAACUGGCUAAAUAGUCAGGUCAGAAGGUCAUGACAAGCUGCUAAAGGACACUUUUUUUUCUCCUGCACUUAAAAUGGAUGAAUCACUUUCAGCACAACCUGUGUUAAGGGUGCAACAGUCUGUUAAUACACCUGUGAGGAAUGAUGCAGAUUAACAUGACAUACAACGUGUUUUUUUUUCUGGAAGAAGACACUGGUUUGUUGGAAAUGGCACAUCCUUUAUAACUGCAGCAUGAUGUGUGAGUUGGUGGGUGUGUGGUACCUUCAUGACUGAGAACUGGAUGAUUCCGUCAACAUGGUAGAAAUACAGAAACAGGCUGUUCCCAGAUGGAUUUUUGUGAUUAAUAUUAAGAAAUUUAGCAUGACUUUAAAUGUUUACAAUAUUACAAGAAAGUUUGUCAUCUUUGCUGAUUUUGGGCACAUUGCAAAUGACUGGUUGCCUUUCAGAAGUAUGUUUCUCCCUGGUAUUUUGGCAGAUGCGUUGCUUUUCAAAGGGAAAAUCCACCCUCAGAUGCUCUCACAAUGGUAAAAAUCACCAAUCUGUGGUGUUUAAUGCGUCAUUAAUGUACUAUGUCUUUUAUCAUAUCCAUUUCCUUUAACCUGUGUCACUUACUGUAUGUCUGUCUACUUCUCAGGUGUUUAUUUCCUACAUUUCUCAGAAUGCCUUUUAACAACCUCAGCAGGGAAUUACUACAUUAACUGUAGCACUUGUGUGUCUCUGAGAGUUGUAAAAGUUAGUUUCACCUCUAACUAGAGCACAAACAUUGCUCGCUGCAGCAAUUUAUUCUGAUCUACUGAGGCUGUUGUCAACAUGUAUCUGCUUCUUUGAGGUCUCACCAUGCGUAAGUGUUGAAAGGUGCCCUUGCUCCUUCGUUCUGGCUGAUGUUUUAGACCAGUGGUACCCAACAUUUGUAGUUUGUGAUUCUUUAAAACAGAACAACGUCUAAAUGAAACUCUUCAUCACAGGUUGUGUAUAUCAGUGAGCCUUGAGAGGUUUAACCAAAGAGUGAUUUACACUUUUCAAAAUGAGUAAUUUGAAAUAAUUUCAGAACAGAAAAGCUGCUAAACUGCUCUAGAAAUAUCUCACCACAGCAUGCUGUCAUCGAAGUUUGGUCAUUAAUCACAGGUGGAAAAAAAAAUCAAUACGCAAUCAAACACCAAAAUAAUGUUAAAAUGUAAGAUACAUCACUAAAUAUAGAGCACAGUACUUUUGGUGGAUUUUCCCUUUGAAUCUCAUAAUAAAGUCAGAGCAUAUCUGCCUAAUAUGUCAAACACUUACACAAAAGUGUCAGGCAUAUAGAUGAUUCCCUACUGUACGUGAUGAACUGACUAACAUGACAUUUUUACUGAGAUCUUUCUUGCUUUCAUAGUGAUGAUACUUUUUAAAGUGGAGAAUUACUUUCUCAAGCCAAAUUCUUUUUUUUUAACUGUAGGUCUCAGGUGAUCUAUCUAUCAAUUAUGUGCUUAUUUUGUUUCAGCAUUUUAUAAACCCCCUGGUAGCUAUGGAUACAUUUAAAACUAUGGUACAAGUGAAUGUAUUCAAGAGGUUUUUGUUUUUUUUAAGAAAAUUGUUUUGCUUGAUGAUGUUGGCUGAGAUAUAAUAUGCUGAACUUGUAACGCAUUGGGCAAGCCAAUCCAGUUAUCCCACCCACAUCGCCUCCAUGUUUACAGGUUAGAUGAGUAUUUUGCAGCUGCUUUCAGUAGUAAUGAUGGUGAAAAAUUAGACAAUCCAUCCAUGGGACAAGUGAGCACUAUCAAUCAAACAAUAGAAACCCAGUAGAACACUUUAUGGUUCACAGAGCUGAUGGUUUUGAUGCACACUGUUAAGAAAUAAUCCAUUUUCAUAAAUAAAAUGAAAGUUUGGAUUUUACUCGUCAAGCUAAUUGUCUCUGAAUACGCCAACGGUUCAAUAGCAGAACAAGCUAGCUUACUGUAACAACACAAAGUUUAAGCAUUUAUUAAAAAAUCUGAUCUUAUAUUGAAUCAAGACAAAAAUUGCCAUCAGGAUGAAAUGAAUAGAUUUCAAUUUUCUCUCUCACUUUGAUUAUUUUAAGAAAGUGCUGACAGGAUUUUGAAAUAACUUUGAUGCUAGCUAUUUGAUCCACUAACGUUAGCAUCAAAAAAUUUUUAACUUUUGAAAACUCUUAUAGUGACAAUUUUUGAUUUAUAUCACAUUGACAACCUAACUGAUGUCAUUAAUCCAAUGGAGUAACCCACAGGUUUCAUAGUUUUGCACAACAUUUUGGGCCACACAUAGAUACCUAAUGUAUGUUUAGGGCUUUUCACACUGCUAGCCCAGAGCUAAGGAUAGCCCAGGGCUAAGUGCAGUGUUACCUACCCUUACGUUACCUACCAAUCUAGGCUAGUUAGCUAAUAGCCACAGCUAGCAAGCUAUCUGCCCUCUUGUUCUAUAAACCUCAUAUAAAGUAUGCUUAACACAUAAAACAGCAUAUAGUAAAAGUGUAUAUAUGCAGUAUACAGUACAUACUGCUAGUCUUAGAUAAAGUCUCAAUCUCAGUGUGAUAUAAAUUCAAAAUGGCCUCAAUUAGCAUAAAUUGUCAGCUUUUUUCUUGUUUCAUUUCAAUACCCAGUUCUUGUUAAGACAGACAUUUUGGGCUCACUUUGUCGGGACUAUCAUUGGUUUUCUUGUUUGCGAGAGUCUGAAUGUGACGCAUCUUGGGGAAAGAAAGAUAUGAUCUUAUUAAGUGCUUAAACCAGAUAUAUUGUAUCCAAACUCUGGAUUGAUGCCGUCAGGACAGAUAGUGGUAACUGGUUUGAACUGUGAUGCUCCAAAGUUGGGCUCUGAUGGAGCCACUGAAGGAACUUUUUAAGUGGUAAUGGUGGUGAAAAGAGAGUGUAUAAAUUGUGAAUAAACACUGGAUUUCA
Messenger RNA from Thunnus maccoyii (southern bluefin tuna), 6248 nucleotides. RefSeq names its product prominin 1a (gene prom1a). Lineage: Eukaryota; Metazoa; Chordata; Actinopteri; Scombriformes; Scombridae. The record is from RefSeq and is a predicted model, not a curated record. Gene Ontology annotation, molecular function: cholesterol binding. Gene Ontology annotation, cellular component: prominosome; cilium; apical plasma membrane. The transcript is spliced from 27 exons. Bases 313 to 2961 code for a protein of 882 amino acids.